ACAAAAAUAUUUUUAAUUUAAUUUUUUAUUUACAACAAAAACAAAAUUUAAUUUACUCAUUUAUUUUGAUUUACACGGUAAUAAAAAAAUAAAUAAAAAUUGCGCCUUUAAAAAAAUGAUUUCCUGCAGCAGUGUCUCGCGACCACCAACACGUCCACAUCCUGUUGCCGUCCACUCGAGCGACCCCGCGUCCCAAAACGCGCGCACCCCGAGCUCCGGGCGGGACUUCCUCUCUGCUGCGGAUGCGAUAUUAGGGUGAGCAGGCAGAAAGGGCUUGGUCGGGGUGUCACUGGUGUAUCCGUGCGGCUCCGGACAGCAGAGAACCGGGCUGACGACGCCGCCGCUGCUUGGUGCCACUGAAGCCCCGUAGAUGAGCCUCCUCCCCGGCUAUGCUGCCCUGAGAGCGCCGCGAGUACCCGCCCUGCCAACAUGUCUGAUGUCAACAAGACUAUUCAGAAAUGGCACGCCAGUUUUAGGAAAGGCACAGACUUUGACUCGUGGGGACAAUUAGUGGAGGCUAUAGAUGAGUACCAAAUUUUGGCGAGGCAGCUGCAGAAAGAGGUCCAGUCUACAAACUCAUCAGACUUCACAGAGGAGCAGAAGAAAACUUUAGGAAAGAUUGCAACAUGCCUGGAGAUGAGGAGCGCCAGUCUGCAGUGCACACAGUCAAAGGAGGACUUCAAGUUAGAAGAGCUGAAGAAACUGGAAACCAUAAUUCAAAAUAUUCUGACCUACAACAAAAAAUUCCCCUUUGAUGUGCAGCCAGUGCCCCUAAGGAAAAUCUUCGCUCCAGGUGAAGAGGAGAACCUGGAGCUGGAGGAGGAGGAGGACGCUGCAGCAGGAACAGGAUCCAUAGAGGCUUUCCCCCCUAGAGCCCCCGCAGCUUCACAAGGUACCUUGUUGCCACGGUUACCCUCAGAGCCUGGGAUGACACUACUCACACUAAAGAUCGAAAAAAUCGGGUUGAAGGAUGCUGGGCAGUGCAUCGAUCCGUACAUGACCAUCAGUGUCAAAGAUUUGAACGGCAUAGAUGUGAACCCAGUGCAGGACACACCUGUGGCCUCCAGGAAGGAAGACACCUACAUUCACUUCAGCGUGGACGUGGAGAUCCAGAGACAUGUGGAGAGAUUACCAAAAGGAGCAGCUAUCUUCUUCGAAUUCAAGCACUACAAACCCAAAAAGAGGUUUACCAGCACUAAAUGUUUUGCCUUCAUGGAAAUGGACGAGAUCAAACCCGGCCCCAUCGUCAUCGAACUGUACAAGAAGCCCACAGACUUCAAGAGGAAGAAACUGCAGCUUCUAACAAAGAAACAACUCUAUCUCCAUCUCCAUCAGACGUUACACAAGGACAGCUAAGUCGCAGCGCGCCUCGAACUUUGACCCGCCCUCUUUUUAAUCUCUCCCAGCACCCACAUCCAGCAGAGUGUGGUGCUCCACCUCAUCACAUCCAGCAAUACUAAACCAAGGUCGUUUUUUCUCCCAAUGAGUAUAUGAAGAAAGUAAAGAGUUUUGUAUUCUUUGAUUCUGUUGCCAAGUGCGUAUCCCUCCUCCAAAAACACUCUAAAUACGUUUGCCUAUGACCAGGUGGAGACACACGGCGUUCAUAUCACAGCAGGGUUAUGUUGAAACAGUCAACCCACCUCAUCUCCAGUCUUCCUCAGCUCACUGAUUUUUGGUAAAUGGGACACAACGUGAGUUACUGCAGGUGCUUCAUUUGAGUUUCAUGUGGAGUUUGCAAAGUCAUUCCCUGAAUAAAUAACACAAAAUGCAAACAGUAUCAGUGUUUGCAGAUAUUAAAAGUUAGUCCACAAUGGUUUGUGUGUGCCACGAUUACAGACUUUCAUCGUGUUUAAUUAUUAUUAAUUGAUUCGAUGAAUUUAUUAAAUGCAUAAAAAUAAUUAAAUUCCCCAAAUUAAUAAUUUAGUUUUAUUUAUUCUUGCUAAAAGAGAUACUUUACCGAUUGUGUUAAUGCAGUGGUUCCCAGAAGUGCCGUUCCCUGCUGUAGAGUAAGUGACUAACGGACAGCUACAUGACAGAGACAGCAAACUAGCUCAACCACAUGGUCAAACACAAGUAUGAUGCUGAAUAAAUCAAACUGUGAGGACCUUGAACUAAUGACUGAAGAUAAAUCUGGACCCUGUGUCUGGACCAGUUGGGAACCACUGUGUUAAUAAAGUGUGGUAAACUUGCCUCCAUCUUACCAGCAGCCACAUCUCGGCGCUACAAGCCAAAAACAUGGUGGAACUAAGCCGCGCUGAUGAAAUAUAAACCAAGAUUCUGUUACUGUGUUGCCUAUUUCUUGCCGAAAAUGUUUUCAUUAACAUGUAUUAGCUUACAGUUGAAAUGUAAUUUGAGAUCGUUUGUUACCAGACCUGCCGCCAUUUUGUUUCCUGUGUCAAUUUACCAAACGGCAAGGAAACUAUAAAAGACAGAAAAGGCAUGACGUCAGUGACAGCGUUCGAAUUUUGCAUGUGUGCUAGACUUUGGUGCCACUGCUAUUUAAGUCAGUGGGAGGGCAAAUCACACUCUAACCCAUUAUAUCUUUGUUGUUUCGCCUUUGACCGAAAAAUCCUUCCACCAGAUUCAAACAAACUUUGUCAACUGUGUUUUAUCUAAAUGUGCAUGUUCGUUUUCCUUGUUACUGGUUUCCAAAUAGAUCACGGCUCUGUCCGUCAGCUGCCCCUGUUGGGUCCAAGAUCGCUAACCUACCUGCUGCUAGCAGGAAGUAUUGUAGGCUACAUGUAUUUGAUAUCAUUACUGACCAACCUUCAAACAGUUAAGGAUAUUUAAUAAUCAGGAGGGCUAACGUUAGGAUGCUCUAUAAUGUUUCUAAAUAUAAUCAGGAGGUGGCGCUAAAUCUGGACCUCCAUUACUUACCGGUACUUGUUGCUUUGUUCGUCAGUGAACUAAGUUAGCAGUUGGACUUUGUUUAGCUACGAUAGUCAGUGGACGCCCUAUGUUAAUUUGGGGAUAAAAUCAUUAAUGUUAAGCGAUAACUCUGGUGAAGGUGUAACAGAAACAAACAGAGCUGCGGUGUCAGAGAGUGAUAGCAAAUGUUCUAUUGAAUUGAACUGACCCGUCCCGGUUGGCUGCGUUUCAUGAUGUAGCUCAGAGCAAACAUGGGCUUAAGUUGAAUAUGCAGCUGACGGACAGAGCCAUGAUCUGUUUGGAGACCAGUAACAAGAAAAACAAAUGUGCACAUUUAGAUAAAUAUCGUAUAAUGUGUGUUUCUUAAAUAUGGUGGAAGGAUUUUUCAGUCAAAGUUGAAACACUAAAGAUAUGAUGGGUUAUAGUGUGACUGCCAUGUCUUCUCCUUUUAACUCCAAUAGAACUGACAACAAAGUCUGGCUCCAAUGUGAAACUGACGUCAUGUCCUCUCCUUCUUUUAGAGUUUCCUUGCCAAACGGCCCAGCUGCAUUGUGUCACCCACUAGUGGGACUGGUGCAGUGCAUUCUGGUAGUUGUAGGUUUUCUACCUCUUGAGCAAAAGCAAAUGUCACAGCCCUUUUCUUUUUUCUCUGGCACCAAUCUCAAAAGUAUUUUCGUCUUUUUACCACAUAGACAGCCUAGUUUUAUGAAAAGACUCUCCCAGUAGUGACGUGUCUGAGAAAAUCUGGAUCACAAAAAUAAUUUUUAAAGAGUAUUAGAUAAAUUAAUUUACAAUCAUCUCAGAAUUUAUGUGCUUUAACAUUCACAGUUUCCACUUUAACAAUUAGUCAUUUGAGUUGUUAAAAGUAUAACGCGUUUGAUUAGUGCGGCCUUAAUUUAAAGCAGCAGAUACUCUGAUUGGGCAGCUGUCGUGUGUGCAUGUCCAAUCAGAGCUCUUCCUGCUGUUCAAUAUGUUCUUCAAGUUUCAGCUGGCACGCCGUUGUCUCUACAUUAAAGCUAUCAUAAGAUGAAAACAGCACAUUUAUAAUUAUAUAUAAUAGUAAUCCUAAACACUUAAAAAGUCACAGACAGUAUUGAAUCCAGCAGUGGCAUCUGUCAUGUUAAACUGGUGCAGGUAUAGGUGAAACAUACAGUAGGUGUCAUUUUAUGAUGCACUGACCAUUUUUAAACGUGGUGUCGGCUUUGUCAGGACAUAUCUCAAAUAUAAUUUCUGUACUAAAUAUUUGUUUCAGCACAGAAUUAAUAAGAGUAGCAGUUAAAUGUCUCCAUCUCAGUUCAGUGUUCCUGCUUCAGUAUGUAUUGGAUUUACUAUAUUUAAAUACAGUUUCAUACGGUUUUAUAAAUGCAUUAAGAUUAAAUUGGAUGCAGCAUGGUUUGCAUGAUUCUGUAUUCAGUGUUGCGGUCCAGAUGUUUUUUUCUAAGCGAGCAGAAACGUUCAGGUUGGACGAUCGUCACCUGCCCCGGGAGCGUUUCUUUUUAAACCAAGUGUUAAUCUGCAGAUCAGAUGUUAUGUAUACAGAUAUAUUUGAUCUAUAGAGGAUGCAUCUUUACCGGCAAAGGACAGGAAUCGUCUUCUCCUUGAGCCCACUACUACCUUCUGAGAUCUCACACCACCCUGUCAUUAAGGGCUUUUUUUAUUUUAAUUAAAGUUGCAUGUAAGUUUUUAUGUUUCCUGUCUGACUCUGCAGAUGUUUGUGUUCACUAAAAACAUCUACAUGUUUGAUUUCAGAUUUUAUUUUUGUAACGUCACAAUAUUCAGGACUGUAAAUUAACUGUAAGAUACACUAACUGCUGAGUAUACAGUAACUGUGUGUGUGUAUGAUGAAGCGCGACAAGACGGGGUGAAGCGAGGCCUGUGGAGCGCUUUGAGUUUUGUCUGACAGACUGACGGGGAUUGUAUCGAACAUUUACAAUGCUUUUAAUUUCUAAUAAACUACAAAUGAAGCA
Epinephelus moara (kelp grouper) is the source of this 4835-nucleotide messenger RNA. It is a transcript of the gene aida, whose product is annotated as axin interactor, dorsalization associated. The transcript is spliced from 11 exons. The record is from RefSeq and is a predicted model, not a curated record. The coding region runs from base 430 to 1356 and encodes 308 amino acids. NCBI's taxonomy places the organism in Eukaryota, Metazoa, Chordata, Actinopteri, Perciformes, Serranidae. Gene Ontology annotation, molecular function: phosphatidylinositol binding. Gene Ontology annotation, biological process: determination of ventral identity. Gene Ontology annotation, cellular component: membrane.